AUGUCCGAUCUUUGGUGUUCUUUGAUCUCUGCCAUUGCCCCCAACACUGAAGCCAUGCCUGCUGUACUCCAGUCCACCAUUCAUUUGCUCGAAUCUGAGCUGGUGAAGGCUCGGGCUGCUCUCCAGGAAAUUCAACCCGAUGCCACUCUCCCGCGCAUUGGUGACGAGAUCGCUGUCGGCGCCAUGGCCGCCUAUAGACAGAAUCUCAUCGGCCGUGCCCCCGAUUUCUACGGUGCUCGUCGUCUGACCCUCAAAGAAUUGGGCCUCCAGCCUGUUGUGCAUGAAAUAACAUCUGAGGUCAUGCCAGAGAUGAUGGCCCAAUCUGAGGCCAUUCAUCUGCGAGCACCUCUCGAGGAAAUGCUCACCAAUAGUCUGAUUCUCGAUCACAUGGCACCGUAUCUCUCCGUGCCGUCCUUAAUGGCCCUAUCGAUGGCCUCGCGACACCUUCACGAUGCGAUUACCAAAACUCCCUAUAUAUUCAGACAUCUCGAUCUGACUCGCUGUAAAGGCGCUCAGCUUCCCGCCUCGCGGCAAGACGACGACUCUCAAACAGAGGAUGAGGUAUACUCGGCUCCCUUGCGCCAUAUUUUCUCCAGCCUCGGAAAAAGAUCCCUGCUACAGGAUGUGCGCACAUUGGUUUUGGACGGUCUCUCCGUACCCGCCGAUCUAGUUUCGGACAUUAUUCUCACCGAUCGAUUCAACGUCAAUAUUCUGUCCAUCCGCGAAUGUACUCAUUUGAAUGAGCAUAAGCUUAUGCAGAUCAUUCAGCACGCAGUUCGACCCACUCGCCCCGAAGGAACUCCACGGGUCAAAGGCAUUUAUUUCUUUUCCCCGGUGCGUAAGGCGCCAUGCGCCGUAGUGCGCCGCCGUUAUCGAGACUGGUGGGGCGCUCGGGUGGGUAGCUCACGGAGCCCCAGCCAGAGCUCGUCGAGUAGCUCGUCUGACAACGAAGACGAGGUUACAGUCACCCGCCCAACACGUCAACAACAGAAUGAAUGGUACAGUCCUACUGGCAAGAUCUUCAAACACGCCUUGGAAGAAGGUUGGGCACGGACUCUUCAAAAAGCAGAAGGUAUCAUCGCCUUUGAUGCGGUGCUCUGUCGCGGGCCGCGGCACGAUGUCAAUCAAUAUACAUCAGUGAACGAGGAAAGCGCACCAUCUGAAGGCCCUCUCCUGGAACCAGCUGUAGCUACGGUGGCUUUGGGACCCCGCGGCUGUGAUGGGUGUCAUAGUUCCCCCGAGGGUCCCGCCAUUUGGGGCCAGUCUCCCGAUAUGCACUUCCCACUACUGAGCCCGAUGCCAUUGCACGUUUCAAAUGUUGCGACUGCAAAACGACCAGAGAUGAUACCGGGCAAGCACCCGCUCCUAUUUGCAAGCUGUGCGGAUUGUCUCGCCGAUCGCUGGUGUCAGCGCUGCAACAAGUGGUUCUGCUCCAACUGCCUGUCCAAUCCACAACAUGUACGGGCUAAUCUAUCGCCACACCAGACAGCGGUACGGCCAGAGGACCACAACGGACCACGGCUCCCAGAUCGAGAGAGACUCGAGCGAGGCGUCAGCAAGGACUGCUGGGAAUGCGGCCCAACUGUAAGUAGACUGCUCAACUAUGAGAGUCGUCCGCUAAAUCUCAGAUCCAGUGUGUUUCUUGUAAGUGGGACUGCCAGCACACCUGUCAGAGCUGCCGGGGCGAUUAUUGCAUCGACCACAAUGAGGGUUGCUCUGCCACAAUGUGUGAUUGGUGCAACACCAGUGCUCGCCACCGGAUACGAAGUUUCCAUUAAUAGCAUGUAA
Molecule: messenger RNA, 1788 nt
Organism: Penicillium atrosanguineum
Lineage: Eukaryota; Fungi; Ascomycota; Eurotiomycetes; Eurotiales; Aspergillaceae
Exons: 3
Coding region: 1-1788 (595 amino acids)
Source: RefSeq, a predicted model, not a curated record